Messenger RNA from Cetraspora pellucida, 599 nucleotides. Lineage: Eukaryota; Fungi; Glomeromycota; Glomeromycetes; Diversisporales; Gigasporaceae. The record is from the annotation of a GenBank genome assembly.
AUAAUAGUAUAAAUAAAGCUAUUUUGGCUUCUUUAAAAGAUUUAGAUAGUACUUUUUUUGUUGAAUAUUCAGAUUCCAAAGAUGAAGAUGAAUUUAAAUCUAUAUCAAAUGAUGAAUUAGAAUCUGAUAAUGAUAUUCCUUCAAAUAAAUUGAAUGAAUUUAAAUUUAUAGAUGUUCCUAAUAGCUAUAUUGAGGAUAAAAUUUAUGAUGACCUGAAAUCGAAAGUUAAACAAUUUUUUGAAAAAAGAAAGUAUUUAUAUUAUUCUAAACAAUCUUGUUUUAGUCAAAUUGGUUAUGAAAAAUUUCUUGCACAUUGGGCUGAAUUCGAAAGUUUAGAUAAAAAUAUGAGGGAUAUGGUUAUUAAAAGGCAACUCGCAGCUUUUCAAAAAAAUGAAGAUACAAGAAAAGUUGCUAAUGAUAAUAGAAAACACGUAUGCUUUAGAUAUUGUUAUAAUAAUGAUGUUUCUGUUUGUUUUAAUGCAUAUUUAACUCUUGUUGGAGUUAGUCAUACAUAUUUAGAUAACAUAAAACAGCAUUUACAAGAGCAUAAAUUUGAAGAAUGUAGACAUAGAAACACUGAUAGAGCCCUAAAAAUAUAA